Molecule: messenger RNA, 2264 nt
Organism: Paecilomyces variotii
Lineage: Eukaryota; Fungi; Ascomycota; Eurotiomycetes; Eurotiales; Thermoascaceae
Exons: 4
Coding region: 78-2087 (669 amino acids)
Biological process (GO): DNA-templated transcription; regulation of DNA-templated transcription
Cellular component (GO): nucleus
Molecular function (GO): zinc ion binding; DNA-binding transcription factor activity, RNA polymerase II-specific; DNA binding
Source: RefSeq, a predicted model, not a curated record
CGAGAACCCGAACACUGGUGCAUACAAACGAUACCAUUUAGAGUACGAUGGCUUGAGCUAUUCUCAUGUAAGAGCUGAUGAAGGUUGUGUGCGUGCAAUGUCGGAUCCGUAAGGUGCGGUGCAAAGGAGAGCAACCAGCAUGUAGCAACUGCAGGCGCCUCAAAUUCCCCUGUUCUUUCAAACGGAUUGCAACAGAACCUGCCUCUGUGGAGCAGGCCUUUGAUGCACCACGCAAAUGUCGAGGCUCUCGCGCGUGUGCGGCCUGUCGUUCCCAGAAGACGCGUUGCUCUGGAGAGAGACCGGCUUGUUCGAACUGUGAGCGACGUGGCAGGCCUUGUGUUUACAGAAAUGAAGAGGCGCAGAAUGCUAUAGUCAGCGAUAUAAAUGGAUCUUUACCACCGAUCCCAGAUAUGGACGGCUCUUCAGGGCUAUUGCACUUGCAAGCAAAAGGGCGUACUCUUGAUCCAAGGUGCGGUUCUGCAGACACACUGGCUACUACAGACCGCAUGUCUAAUCUGAUAACAAUUUUCUUUGAACGGAUUUUUCCACUGCCAUCUUAUUCUUUCCUUCACCCCGCAACGGUGAAGAAACGCUUCCAGGAAGGGGUAUUAGAUGAAGCUUUAAAGCUUACGAUAUGCGCUAUCACUAAACUGUAUAUCUGGGGUCGCUCUUCAUCCAGUGACACAUGGGCCGAUGAAAGUCAAGAGCUUCUAUUACAGAACAUAUCUCGACCAUCCGUCUUGCACCUUCAGGCAUUACUGCUCCUCGUUCGAUAUCGUGCAGGAGCGGGAGACUUUUCCAGUGCUUUCUUGCUCGCUGGGCUUGCCGCACGUUCAGCAGUUGGCUUGCGACUCAACUAUGAUCGCUCCGAUCUUGGUCCUAUAGCGCAGGAAGUUCGACGGCGAACGUUCUGGUCCCUGUACUUACUGGAUGAUAUAUUCAGUGUUGGCUUGGAAGAUUUCGAACUAUGCCGACCAGAAAUUAUCCAUCUUCAAUUACCAUCGGACGACAUCGACUUCAUGAGAGAGCGUUACAUCCGGACGGGCUCCUUAGAGUCAGAUGGUGAUGAUGGAUCUGACAAUAUCGGUUUCCGUGGGCUGUUCUUAAGGGUAGCAUUCAUUCGACGAGCUAUUAUGAGAUUCAAUCGUAAGGUCCAAUCUGGAUCCUUUGACCCCUCUACACUUUCUAUGUCGACGGAGCGCUUCUCAAAACAGCUAGGGACCAUGGAAGCACAAUUGAAAUCACUUGAUAUGUCUACAAUGAUAGAUGUCGCAGACGAUAGAUGGGACCCUCCUAUAGUGAUGCUUCGCCUGUCACUACACCAAUCCUACUGCGAUCUAUAUCGCAUAUUCCUGACUGGGUACCCCGAGGCAGCACCGCAGUCUGCCAUUGAGCAGAUUUCCCUCCCGGACAGGGAAGCGAUGCAGGAUAAAUGCCUGCACCAUGCUCACGCUAUUUCUCAGACUCUUGUGGAUUUCGCAGAAAGUCGUGAAGGAACUCAAAUACUGGAUUAUGAUGCAGCAGUCUGUACUUACCAUAGCCUACGAUUGAUGUUAUUCUUCGCUUCCACACGACCAGGCUACUCUAGGAUUGAAAAGCAGACUGUCAUUGAGAGAGCGAAGGCUUGUGUGAACAUUACUCUCCAGUUAUUCCAUUUCCUUGAACCUGUAAAGCCAAUGAUCGCGGACCUAGAAAGACUACUCCACUGUACAACCUCUUCAAUGCUAGCGGCUUUCUCUCCACCUCCAAUCCUGCAAGUCCCGCAAGCAGCAAAGGUAGCUAGGGAGGCAUCGACGCGGCAACGAUUGUCAAUUCACAGUUUGCUACAUCAAGCUGAUUUUGUCGAUGACAGUCCACAAGCGGCUGAUUCUGCAGCUGAUAACAUCCCUCUUGCAAUGUCACAUGUGUGCAAGAAUAAUAGGGCCGGCAAUACUUCCGAUGGCUCGAUUGGCCCAUCCUAUUCUUCAAAUCCAAGGAAUCCUGAACCACAUAUGGGACCAUCGAGUCUGAUUUUUAAUGCAUGGAUGGGGUUCCCUAGCGUAGAAGAAAGGGCUGGGCAGUUGGAGGGGUUUGCAGAGGAUUUCUGAAGAGAAGGGUGUUUGGAGGUGGUGUGUCUUGCAUAGCUAACUAAGACAUCCAGCGUCCGUAAUGGCUAAGAAUCUAGGUAGUGCAAUACAUAGUUCGUUAAAGCUUGAAGCUAACUUGGCGAUUUCCCACAUCUACGUCACUGUCCUAUCUACCUGUCAUGUGAUCGGAAUGUCGCG